Messenger RNA from Suillus bovinus, 252 nucleotides. RefSeq lists its product as uncharacterized. The record is from RefSeq and is a predicted model, not a curated record. NCBI's taxonomy places the organism in Eukaryota, Fungi, Basidiomycota, Agaricomycetes, Boletales, Suillaceae. The annotation marks the transcript as partial. The transcript is spliced from 2 exons.
UUCUCACCUCAGGUAUCCGCUGCAUUGAAAGGUGAUGUUGGUCGCAAUAUCACAACCUCCCUUCAAAGGUCCAGUAUCCUUGUCUCUGCUGCACUUCGGGUCAUGCACCCAGAUCUAUAUCGGGCUGGAAUCAAAACUCAAUAUCAGUUACAAGACAUUUACCAUCAUCUCAAACAUUGGGCAUCUGUCUUCAAUGUAGUGUCAGUCAUUUUCAAUCACCAGUCACCACCUCAUAGAGAUCCAAAAUGUUGA